This is a messenger RNA of Iphiclides podalirius (scarce swallowtail), 1125 nucleotides long. The record is from the annotation of a GenBank genome assembly. Lineage: Eukaryota; Metazoa; Arthropoda; Insecta; Lepidoptera; Papilionidae.
AUGGCUAAGAUAUAUGUGGAAAGGAGUUGGAACGUUGGCUACAUAAUUACCCUGGAAGAGUUUGAGCAACGGGCAAAGGAACACCGUGAAUCUGCUGAAGUUGUCCGAGACGGAUCAUCCUAUUGCAAAUGCUGUUCAAAAUUGUUCAACACAAAGAACGCGUAUGCCAAUCACCUUAACAGUAAGAAGCACAGGCAAACUGAGGAGAGGAGUCUUGAGGGUCUAAAACAAGACGAAGAACUUAGUUGUCACUCUGAUUCUGACAGCUUUGUAAAAAUAGAUGAUGUUGAAAAACUUAGAGCAGUAAAAAGUGAACCCGAAAAAUUUGUUGUUGUCGUACCAAAUGAUUCAGGCGACGAAGAUGUUGAAACUGAUUCAGAAAUUGAAGAACUUGAUUCUGAUGAAUGGGAUGAGUGUCGUAUAAAGGAAAGUGAUUCAUUGAUUAAACCAAGAGACUGUUUGUUCUGUACUCACCAUAGUAAAAGCAUGUAUAAAAAUCUAAAGCACAUGUCUAAAGCCCAUUCAUUCUUCAUUCCCGAUGUUGAAUAUCUUGUUGAUGUUAAUGGACUGUUGUUAUAUUUGGGUGAAAAGAUUUCACAAGGUUACAUGUGCUUAUGGUGUAAUGAAACUGGACGAACAUUUUACUCUAUGGAAGCUGCUCGAGCCCAUAUGGUAGACAAAGGGCAUUGCAAAAUGUUGCAUGAAGGUCUUGCUUUAGCAGAAUAUGCAGAUUAUUAUGAUUACAGUGCUUCUUACCCUGAUCACAAAGAGGGAGACAAGAUUAUGGAUGUGGAUGUUGAAGUGGAAGAACCAACAACUUUAGAGGGAGAUGAUUGUCAGUUGGUUCUGCCUUCUGGAGUCGUAGUUGGUCAUAGAUCCCUUAUGAGGUACUACAAGCAAAAUUUGACACAAAAUAGUCAGGCAUUGGUUAAAAAGUCUGAUCGGAAACUACACAAGCUCUUGGGAGUGUAUAAAGCUUUGGGAUGGGCACCGAAAGAACAGGCCCUAGCAGCAAAGAAGGCACGGGAUAUUCAUUUUAUGAAGAGAGUGCAAGCCAAAUGGCAAAUGAAGCUUUCAUUGAAAACAAACAAAUUCCAAAAGCAUUACCGGCCACAAGUUAACUUC